Hippopotamus amphibius kiboko is the source of this 721-nucleotide messenger RNA. Its product is annotated as late cornified envelope protein 1A-like. The transcript is spliced from 2 exons. Bases 156 to 407 code for a protein of 83 amino acids. The record is from RefSeq and is a predicted model, not a curated record. Lineage: Eukaryota; Metazoa; Chordata; Mammalia; Artiodactyla; Hippopotamidae. Gene Ontology annotation, biological process: epidermis development.
UCCACUCCUCUCCUGAGGUGCUGACAGACCCUGUGCUGCGUGUGCACCGGUGAGUGCUGGGAACAUGAGCAGGGCUUUCCACAGAGGGAUGCUCUGAGCAGGGCAGGAGGGCCUUUGCAGAGUACAUGCAUGGCUCCUGAAGCCCACCCACCAAGAUGUCCUGCCAGCAGAACCAGCAGCAGUGCCAGUGCUCCCCCAAGUGCCCCCCCAAGUGCCCUGUCCAGAAAUGCCCCCCCAAGUGUCCCAAGUGCCCCCCAGCCCCUCCCUGCUGUGACCCCAGCUGUGGGGACUGCUGCAGCUCUGGGGCUGGGGGCUGCUGCCUGAGCCACCACAGGCGCCGCAGGUCCCACCGCCGCAGACACCACAGCCCUGACUGCUGCAGCCAGCCCUCGGGGGGCUGCUGCUGACCUGGGCCCUGAGGCAAGAAGCGCUGACCUGGGGCAGCAAAUGGACACACACGUCCUCCCCCUGCUGCUCCCCCUGCUGGGCCUGCCCCUGUGCUGGGAGGUCUGGGGGAGGCCUCUGAGCUCUGGUGCAGAGGAUGCCUGUGCCCUGGGGUCCAGGAGCCUCAAACCUCUCCCCAAACCCACAUAUUGACCUCCUUUCCCAUAUGUGUGGCGGCCCUGGGAACCCCAAAGCACAGACCCUGUGUCCCUCUGCAGCUUCUCUUUUUGCCCUAACCCAGCCUGAUGUGAUACAAUAAAACUGGAAAUCUGCAUUC